AUGAUCCGCUUCGACAACAUCACCCCCGAGGUCAUGCAGGCUAUGUGCACCCCCAUGCACUGCAUCGUCCCCGCAUCGGCCGCCGCACGCACAGGUGCACUCUACCUCGGCUCGUUCGCUGCCAUCCUCGACCAGCAGCUCCUCGACGCCAACCACAUCACCGCGCUCGUCCACGUCCUUGAUGCCCCCUGGGUCCCCGAGGCCGCCCCCGGGUCGCAGAUCGAGUCGUACCGGCUCGACAUCCUCGACAGCACGACCGCCGACAUCCGGCCGCAUCUCGAGGCCACUGUGCGCUGGAUCGACGACCGCCUUCGCAAGGGCACCAAUGUGCUCGUUCACUGCCAGCAGGGCAUGUCCAGAUCAGCAGCGAUCGUGAUUGCGUACCUCAUCUACACCCAAAAUAUGACCUACGACGCCGCAUUCGACUUUGUCCGUCGCAAGCGUGCGUGCAUCAAGCCUAACGCCGGCUUUGUCAAAGCACUUCAGGAGUGGGAGAAGAAGUGGCGCAGCACCCAGCCUCGCCCAACCGUGCGCCGAGCCGCCACCACUCCGCGAUGA
This is a messenger RNA of Fibroporia radiculosa, 558 nucleotides long. RefSeq lists its product as uncharacterized. The record is from RefSeq and is a predicted model, not a curated record. Bases 1 to 558 code for a protein of 185 amino acids. NCBI's taxonomy places the organism in Eukaryota, Fungi, Basidiomycota, Agaricomycetes, Polyporales, Fibroporiaceae. Gene Ontology annotation, cellular component: cytoplasm. Gene Ontology annotation, biological process: protein dephosphorylation; negative regulation of MAPK cascade. Gene Ontology annotation, molecular function: MAP kinase tyrosine/serine/threonine phosphatase activity; protein tyrosine/threonine phosphatase activity. The transcript has 3 exons.